AGAAAGAGAGAGAAAGAGAGAGCGAGAGAGAUUAACAGGGAGUAGGAGGCAGGCGCAGUAGCAGACUCCUAUAUCCGCCAGACGGGGACGGACGGUGCCAGCUGCUAGCUAAGUUAGCUAUAGUAGACAGUUAGCAACUAGCUUCAGAGUCCUAGCGCCUUUACUACAUAUGAGGGACUGAGCAAGAGUGCGUGUGUGUAUGUGUGUGACAGCGCGUGUAUCGACGCUUUGAGCGCCCGCUCGGCCGUCCCGAAGUCACUCCGUGUGUACCUGUGUGCGCGUGUGUGUGUGUAUAUAAACCCCUCAUAUCUCCUUCCUCUUCCGACCAGCAGCGGUGUGUCUGUGAUUGUGUGUAUGUGUGAGGUUAGCAAGCAGAGAAGUUAACGCACACAAAUAAACACACUCUUGAUAGUCGGCUGUCUACACUCGGUGUCCGGUUACCUGACAGCGGAUUCACAUCCUUUACUGACACCGACAGAGCACCAGCAUGAUGUUGAGGUACGCUGUAGUCCGAGGUGGCCUCGGCCUCUUGGCCGUGAGGAGGACAUAUCUUAUCUCUCGCUUCGCCCACUCUGCCCCACAGAGCGAGUAUCGACCAAUCAAGAAAGUCAUGGUGGCCAAUAGAGGUGAGAUUGCUAUCCGUGUGUUCAGAGCCUGCACUGAACUGGGGAUUCGAACCGUGGCCGUCUACUCUGAGCAAGACACUGGACAAAUGCACAGGCAGAAGGCAGACGAGGCUUACCUAAUUGGAAAAGGCCUGCCACCUGUUGCAGCAUACCUGCACAUACCUGACAUCAUCAAAGUGGCCAAGGACAACAAUGUGGAUGCUAUCCACCCAGGCUAUGGUUUCCUCUCUGAGCGGUCAGACUUUGCCCAGGCCUGCGCAGACGCAGGGGUGAUGUUUAUUGGACCAUCCCCUGAAACGGUCCGCAAGAUGGGAGACAAGGUGGAGGCUCGUUCCCUGGCCGUGUCUGCAGGUGUACCUGUGGUCCCAGGAACAGAUUCCCCAAUCUCCAGCCUGCAAGAGGCGCAGGUGUUUUCCCAGACAUACGGCUUCCCAAUCAUCUUCAAAGCAGCCUUUGGAGGAGGUGGUCGCGGCAUGAGGGUGGUCAGAGAGUACGAGGAACUUGAGGAGAAUUACCAGCGGGCCUACUCUGAGGCCCUGACGGCUUUUGGGAAUGGAGCCCUGUUUGUUGAGAAGUUUAUUGAAAAGCCAAGACACAUUGAGGUGCAGAUCCUUGGCGAUAAAUAUGGUAAUGUCAUCCACCUCUACGAGAGAGACUGCUCCAUUCAGCGGAGACACCAAAAGGUUGUGGAGAUUGCACCGGCUUUCCAACUGGACCCUCAUCUGAGAAACCGACUUCACGCUGAUGCUGUCAACCUCGCCAGACAGGUGGGCUACGAGAACGCUGGUACUGUGGAGUUCCUGGUGGACAAACACGGCAAACACUACUUUAUUGAAGUCAACUCUCGACUCCAGGUUGAGCACACGGUCACCGAAGAAAUCACUGAUGUGGACCUGGUGCAUGCCCAGCUGCAUGUGUGUGAGGGCCGCAGCCUGCCAGAACUGAACCUCAAACAAGACAAGAUCAGGGUUAAUGGCUGUGCGAUCCAGUGCAGAGUGACGACCGAAGAUCCAGCCAGAGGCUUCCAACCAGACACUGGAAGGAUUGAGGUCUUCCGAAGCGGCGAAGGCAUGGGCAUCCGUCUGGACAGUGCUUCUGCCUUCCAGGGUGCUAUCAUUUCCCCCCACUAUGACUCCCUGCUGGUUAAAGUCAUAGCCAGUGGGAAAGACUUGCAGACAGCCUCUUCCAAGAUGAGCCGAGCCCUGGCCGAGUUCAGAGUGCGAGGAGUCAAGACCAACAUCCCGUUCCUCCAGAAUGUUCUGUCCAACCACCAGUUCCUCCACUCCACCGUGGACACCCAGUUCAUCGAUGAGAACCAGGAGCUCUUCAACCUCAAACCUACUCAGAACCGAGCCCAGAAACUACUGCACUACCUGGGUCAUGUGAUGGUAAAUGGACCAACCACGCCCAUUCCAGUCAAAGCUAAGCCUUCGUCCAUAGAUCCUGUCAUCCCUCCUGUCACCAUGGGCGACCCUCCGGUAGGUUUCCGUGACAUAUUGCUGCAUGACGGUCCUGAGGGAUUCGCUAAGGCUGUGCGUGCCCACCAAGGUCUGUUGCUAAUGGAUACCACCUUCAGGGAUGCCCACCAGUCACUUCUGGCGACCAGGGUUCGGACCCACGACCUGAAGAAGAUCUCGCCAUUCGUCAGCCACAACUUCAGCAACCUUUUCAGCCUGGAGAACUGGGGAGGUGCUACCUUUGAUGUGGCCAUGCGCUUCCUGUCAGAAUGUCCAUGGAAGAGGCUCCAGGAACUGAGAGCUUUGAUCCCAAACGUCCCUUUCCAGAUGCUGCUGAGAGGGGCCAACGCCGUGGGCUACACCAACUACCCUGACAAUGCUGUCUUUAAGUUCUGCGAGGUGGCCAAGGAGAAUGGCAUGGACAUCUUCCGUGUUUUCGAUUCCCUGAACUACGUGCCAAACAUGCUGCUGGGCAUGGAGGCUGCUGGAGCAGCAGGUGGAGUGGUGGAGGCUGCCAUCUCGUACACAGGCGACGUCUCUGACCCAAUGAGGCAGAAGUACUCCCUGGACUACUAUCUGAAACUGGCAGACGAGCUUGUCAAAGCCGGGACCCACAUCCUAUGCAUCAAGGAUAUGGCUGGUCUGCUGAAGCCAGAGGCCAGCAAGCUUCUGGUGGGUGCUCUGAGAGACCGUUUCCCGAAUGUACCGAUCCAUGUGCACACACACGACACGGCUGGAGCCGGUGUAGCCGCCAUGCUGGCCUGUGCUGAGGCUGGAGCAGACGUGGUGGACGUGGCUGUUGACUCUAUGGCCGGGAUGACCUCUCAGCCAAGCAUGGGAGCCAUCGUGGCCUGUGCCAAGGGGACCAAGCUUGACACCGGCAUUGCUCUGGAGAAGGUGUUUGACUACAGUGAAUAUUGGGAAGUAGCCAGAGGCCUGUACGCUCCGUUUGACUGCACCGCCACCAUGAAAUCUGGCAACGCUGAUGUCUAUGAGAACGAGAUUCCUGGAGGACAGUACACCAACCUUCACUUCCAGGCUCACAGUAUGGGACUGGGAAAUAAGUUCAAGGAGGUGAAGAAGGCCUAUGCUGAAGCCAACAAACUACUAGGUGACCUUAUUAAGGUGACUCCAUCCUCUAAGAUCGUGGGUGACCUGGCGCAGUUCAUGGUGCAGAACAACCUGACCAGGGCAGAAGUGGAGGAGAGGGCAGACGAGUUGUCCUUCCCCCUGUCUGUGGUCGAGUUCCUGCAGGGAUACAUCGGGAUACCACAUGGAGGAUUCCCCGAGCCCUUCAGGUCUAAGGUGCUGAAGUCCCUUAACCGUAUCGAGGGCCGCCCUGGCGCCUCUCUGCCGCCCAUGGACUUCAAGGCCCUGGAGGAGGGGAUUCGAGCUGCACAUGGUGAAGAAAUUACCCCGGAGGACGUGAUGUCAGCAGCCAUGUACCCCAAGGUGUUCCAGGAGUUCAAGGAAUUUACUGCUAACUUUGGUCCAGUGGACUGUCUCAGCACCAGGCUGUUCCUGGAUGGACCCAAGAUCGCAGAGGAGUUUGAGGUGGAGCUGGAGAGAGGGAAGACUCUCCACAUCAAGGCGCUGGCACUGGGUGACCUGAACAAGGCCGGCCAGAGAGAGGUCUUCUUUGAGCUCAACGGACAGCUGAGAUCCGUGCUGGUUAAAGACACUGUCGCCAUGAAGGAAAUGAAGUUCCAUCCUAAGGCUCAGAAAUCCAUCAAGGGUCAGGUUGGAGCACCCAUGCCUGGAAAGGUGCUGGAGGUCAAGGUGGAAGUUGGAUCGAAGGUGGAGAAGGGUCAGCCGCUGUGUGUCCUCUCGGCCAUGAAGAUGGAGACCGUGGUCAACUCCCCGGUGGCAGGGACGGUGAAGGCGGUCCAUGUCACGACCGAGUCCUCCCUGGAGGGAGAUGACCUGAUACUAGAAAUCGAGGAGUAGAGUUAGAGGGCAGAGGGAGGCAGGGGGGAGUAUUAGUGGUACUAGGCGGGGUUUAGACAAUCUGAUUCUGGAAAUGGUGAGGUGGAGGAACAGGAAAAACAGGACUCCUUUUCAUCAAAGGCGAGUCUCAUCUGUGGCAGUACUGCAGAACGUUUUGGCCCGCAAUUUGUACAUUUUCUGUUUGCUUACGCAUAUCCAGACACCUGAUUGGUGUUAAGAGUAGAUAAUAUGGCAAUCCUAAAUAAUACAUAAAUUUGAUAGGAACUCCUUAUUGAAUUGUACAACUAAUCAAACUCUGCUUAAUUCUCCCUAGUAUUCCGUACAUGUGGUGAUUAGGUCAUAGCAGUUCCUUAGUACAAUUAUUAAUGUCUUAAUUUGUGGAAAAUUAUAUUUUUUAGAAAGACAUAUUUAAAUUGUGAUACAUUCCAUUAUUUAAAUAAUAGUCUUAACUGUGUGUAACACCCACUUGCAAUUAAAUGCCACAUUUCCAUUUCAAUGCUGUUGAUGUUGCCUAAUAUAUUCAAAGUGAGUAGGUGAAACUUUAUAUUGAUGACUACUAAAUGUUUUUCUUUGUAAUCAGCACAGUUCAGACAAAGAAAGAUAGACUUGAGGAUGUAUUACCAGAUAUUUUUUUCAUAUGGGAACAAUAUUUUCAUCUUUGGGCAUUCUCGCCUUUUCAACACGUUAUUAAUUUUGUCAUUAGUCGCACUGCAUCCUCAGAAUGUGUAAUCACUGAGUUAGACUCACUUUUUUUGCAUAUAAAAGAAAUUCAAAUCGUUCUUUGGAAAACACAAAGUCCAGAGUGGCUGAAGGAAAGAAAUCACAAUGACCAACCUGUUUUUGAUAUGUAUGAUACAAAUAUUUUCACAAUUAGAGAAGCACAACACACCAAGUGGCACCAUGUUAUGUUUUGAGGACACAAAUAUACAUGCCAGAAACGUCCAAUAUUAUACCCAAGUGAAAAUGUAUUCUGUUACUGUAUCAGUAAUGGUAGAUGGUUUAUUUUUUGAUAGAUCUGUACUGGUGUUGAAAAUGUUUGCUAUUCACACCUGUCUUUAAAAUCCCAAAGCAGAAGCAUGCUGUGGCGACAUUGUUGAAAUGAAGCUGUAGGCCAUGUUGGAAACACCCAAACAGGAUUAGAGGCAUGAUUUUUAUUAAGUACCUCUGUUACAAUCUAAAAAAAAAUGGCCUUCUUAAUCCAAACACGGCUGUAGGGUGGCCCACUAAAACCAAUUAAACUCAAUUUGCUUUAUCAUUUAAAAAGGUGUAAAGUCAGAGUUUGUAGGGUGGCUUUUGGACCUUUUUAGUUCAAUGUUGGAAAGGAGGAGUGCUUCCACCCUGUCUUUUCAGAACCAGGCAGAGAUUAUGGUGAAUGGCCUUCUGUCUGGAUGGGGAUUUUAAUGCUAGGUGUAAAUGGGAUUACAUGGUGGUGUAAUGGAGGCAUGUGGUGUUAUUUUCUGAGGCUGUGCUGAUUAAUUUAUGAAUUAAUUCUCUGUCAAAUGAUGUGAAAUUAGCCGGACUAAUAAGAGACUCUGGAGGCUCCCAGUAGCAGCACUCGGCUUUAUAUUUCUAAUGCGUGUGUGUGUUUGCAUAAAUGAGUCUAAAUGUCUGUGUGUAUGUGUGUGCAAGCAAGCACAUUUUAAGACAGUCUCCAUAAUGUUGCACCUUCAGAGCUGAAAACACAUUCUAAAAUAAAUGAAAUAUUCAUACACAUGCACCAAUGCAAAAUACUCACGCUAACACUCCCAGCCCUUGAGUGCUGCCUGGAUCAAAAGAAAACAAAACCAAAUACACUGCACAGUGGUGUGGCUGCAUCUCCAUAGUAACGCUGUAUCCAAAACAUUUAACGGCAAUGCAGCAAUGACCCCACUCAGUUUUCUGAUGAUGUAGUUAAAUACUGAAUUAAACCCACAAGAUUCAACUUGUCAACUGUCAGCUGCAGGCCUUUUAACUAUUUCAAGGAAACCGAGGUCAAAUUGAAUGUUUAACUACCAUGACCAGUGAAAGUAGACCGUGGACAAGCAGGGAGAGAAUUGAUCACAUAUCAGUUAUAGCCGGAACCUAAGUGUCACAAUCUGCUUGUAAUACAGUGAAGCAUGCAGUGUUUGGCGAGCCAGAAAAGAGACAACAGCUUACUUUUCCAAAAGGUCUGUGCACGUUCGACAGAAAGCAUCGACCCAAACACAAAAUUAAAGUAUCAGUUUGUGACUGGAUUGUUUCCAGCAUUUUUGCUCAAUUACCUCUGAGAAUGAGACCCCUUUUGAACCAUGCAUCAAUACUGAGCAGCCAUGUCGUGGUUAAUUAGAACACUGAUAUGCCCACUGCCAUGCCUCGCUGUACCCCCUGACUUUAUCAAUGUUGAAUGGGAUGGAGAUGCAAAAGUGUUUUUGACAAGCUGUUGCACAAUAAAUGUAAAGUCCCCUCCUCCUCUCCUUAUUAGCUCUCCUUGUUAAUCUGCUUUCCCUGCCUCAUCUAUUGAUUCAACCAAACACCUUUUUUUUCAUUUCCUCUCCAUACCCCUCUACAGUGUAAAUUUGCACAUGUAAGAUGAUGACACUGACUCAUGCAAUAAUGUAAACUGUAUCGCUGUUUUUCUCUGUCUUAGCCAGCAGUGAUUGUAACAACUGUGCUUAUGACAAUGUUCUGUUCAGUGUCUGUGAAAAAAAGAAUAAAUCGGAUAUAAAGUACACACAACUGAAAAUUUUUUUGUUUCAGAAAGGGGCAUAUAACCUUGAGCUCAUGCUAUCAGGGGGUGAACUGUUGCUGAGGGUAUGAAAAUAGGGUCUGUGACAUUUCUUUUUUCUUUCUAUUGAUUUCCUUUGUGUGUUUUUAUUAAAACAAACCAAACUGCUUAUUUACUCUCAGUUUAGCAGCCUCCAGAUUCAAAAUGUCUCAAUAGAAUUUGCAUCAUAAAUGUUCAUUAGAUGUCAAGUUCUUAUUUCUAAAUAAUCCUACUUACAAAUCAUAAUUUACUGAAGUAGUUUACAUUUACUUGUUAAAGACCUAAGUAUGUUUAAGUCCAAUGAAGGACUAUGAGCUGGAGCGCACAAAAAGGGAAACAAAUCAUAUCAAAUAAAAGCGUAAUUGUUGUUCUAUCUGUACUUACAAAUAAAGUUAACUAUAACUGAA
Messenger RNA from Dicentrarchus labrax (European seabass), 7159 nucleotides. Its product is annotated as pyruvate carboxylase, mitochondrial. Lineage: Eukaryota; Metazoa; Chordata; Actinopteri; Moronidae. The transcript is spliced from 27 exons. Gene Ontology annotation, molecular function: pyruvate carboxylase activity; metal ion binding; ATP binding. Gene Ontology annotation, cellular component: cytoplasm. Bases 488 to 4030 code for a protein of 1180 amino acids. The record is from RefSeq and is a predicted model, not a curated record. Gene Ontology annotation, biological process: pyruvate metabolic process; gluconeogenesis.